Messenger RNA from Eucalyptus grandis, 2136 nucleotides. Its product is annotated as lysosomal Pro-X carboxypeptidase. Bases 306 to 1904 code for a protein of 532 amino acids. Gene Ontology annotation, molecular function: serine-type exopeptidase activity; dipeptidyl-peptidase activity. Lineage: Eukaryota; Viridiplantae; Streptophyta; Magnoliopsida; Myrtales; Myrtaceae. Gene Ontology annotation, biological process: proteolysis. Gene Ontology annotation, cellular component: vacuole. The record is from RefSeq and is a predicted model, not a curated record. The transcript is spliced from 11 exons.
UUAGGAUGAGAACGGUUAUUGGGUAGAAUCGAGAAUCAGGGAACUGAUUUGGCUCCGGAUUCUAAGGAGUCAUGGCUCGGUUCCCGUUCUAAUUUUUUCAAUCCUUCUCCUGCUUUCCUCUCCGAAAUCGCCAUCCGCACGAUCUCCCGUGCACCGGCUCCAUCACUGGCGACCGUUCUUUUCUCUCGUUCCAGCGCCUUCAACUUCUGCCAAGUGCCUUGUUACUCCCUUUGACUCACGGGUCGCGGCUUCGUCAUCGUCUGUGAAUCAGAAUAGAGCUCUCUGACGACAACGAGCAAGUGAAAAUGGCGAAACACGCCAUUGUUGUGCUACUCCUCUCUAUUGUCCUCUUCAUCCUUGCACAACAAUCAUCAUCUUCCCAGCCAUUUAAACCCAUCUCCUCCCAUCGUGCCCCAAAGUUCCUCGGCGGAUUUUCAACCUCCAAACCCUACCAUGACCAUAGCCGCAACCACAACCACCAACGGUUGGAGUGGCUCCGUCAGUACCCAUACGAGACGCGGUACUUCGAGCAGCGCCUUGACCACUUCAGCUUCUUAGAGUUGCCAACAUUCAAUCAGCGAUACCUCAUCAGCUUGGAGCACUGGUCUGGGCCCGGUCAGCUCGGACCCAUCUUUGUGUACUGUGGCAAUGAAGGCGACAUUGAGUGGUUCGCUGCCAACACGGGCUUCGUGUGGGAGAUCGCCCCAAGCUUUGGUGCCAUGGUGGUUUUCCCUGAACAUCGGUAUUAUGGCGAGUCGAUGCCAUUUGGGAGUCAAGAGGAAGCGUACAAGAAUGCUGCCACCUUGUCUUAUCUUACUGCAGACCAAGCACUCGCUGAUUUCUCGGUGUUGAUCACAAACUUGAAGCGAAACUUGUCUGCUGAGGCUUGCCCUGUUGUUCUUUUCGGUGGUUCAUAUGGGGGAAUGUUAGCAGCAUGGAUGAGGCUAAAGUAUCCACAUAUUGCCAUAGGCGCACUUGCUUCUUCAGCUCCGAUACUUCAGUUUGAAGAUAUUGUCCCACCAGAAUCGUUCUACGACAUUGUCUCCAAUGAUUUUAAACGUGAAAGUACUAGCUGCUUUAACACUAUUAAAGCAUCCUGGAAUGCAUUGAUAUCUGAAGGCCAGAAGGAGAAUGGUCUAUCGCAACUGACAAGAAUGUUCCGGUUAUGUCGGGAGUUAAAGAACACAGAGGAGCUGGUUAAUUGGCUGGAUUCUGCUUACUCCUACUUGGCAAUGGUCAACUAUCCAUAUCCUUCUGACUUUAUUAUGCCUCUACCUGGACAUCCUAUAAGAGAGGUCUGCAGAAAGAUUGAUGGUUGUCCAGAUGGGACUAGCAUUCUGGAACGUGUAUCUGAAGGUGUUGGUGUCUACUACAAUCACACUGGAGAAGUCAAUUGCUUUGAAUUGGAUGAUGAUCCUCAUGGCAUGAAUGGCUGGAACUGGCAGGCAUGCACGGAGAUGGUUAUGCCCCUGUCUAGUAGCCCAGAUACAAGCAUGUUUCCUACAUAUGAUUUUAAUUUUUCUGCUUUCAAAGAGGAGUGCUGGACUGAUUUCAAAGUCAAUCCAAGACCAAGGUGGAUAACAACUGAAUUUGGUGGGAAAGAUUUUAUGACUGAUUUGAAGACCUUCGGAAGCAACAUCAUCUUCUCAAAUGGCUUUCUUGAUCCUUGGAGUGGUGGCAGUGUGACCCAGAAUGUAUCUGAUUCUAUUGUUGCUCUAAACAUGCAAGAAGGUGCUCAUCACCUAGAUUUGCGUGCUGCAACGGCAGAAGAUCCCAACUGGCUGGUAGAACAGAGAGCAACUGAGAUCAGGGUGAUUAAGAAGUGGUUGAGCGACUAUUAUGAGGCGAAGGGAGCUAGUUUACUAUCUAAUGUUGAAACGGGCGACAGGGCUACAUCCAUGUAAACAUGUCCACAGCCAAGUAAAAUACGCAGAAGGCUACAUCCAUGUAAAUUGGUCCACAUACUAAAUUGAAAUGAUUUUAUGAUAACUGCGGGCAGUGGUUGCUCGGAGGGGGUACUAUAGACAAAAGUCAAUUCGUUUUAUAAUGGUGUUUACUGAGUAAUACAGAAUUGGCAGUUCCAUUACGAGGAAAGUUCUGUCGAUGAUUAUUAUUGUUAAUUUUUUUGGUGCUUUA